AUGAAGGAGGCCUGCGCGUUUUAUGACGCGGUGCGCAAAGAUGCCCGUCGAUGUGACCCUGGGACGGUGGUGGAUGUUUGCGGCGGUCAUGGUGCGCUCGGGAUGCUGUUCGUAGCGCACGGAAUCGCCCAGCGUGCGGUGAUCAUCGAUCAGUCGAAGCCUCCUUCGCACGAUCUGCUCCGUGCGGCCUGGUCUGAGUACCUGGGGCCCUCCGCCGUGGCCUACGACGAGCGGCCGCUACGUCAGGCAGGGAAGGGGGACUCAGCGAAGCACGUGCUGGUCGUGGCUUGCCACGCGUGUCAGCACUUGGCACGAGAGAUUGUGGACUGCUGCCUGGUGCGGAGAACCGCUUUCGCGGUUUGCCCCUGCUGCCCGAAAGAUCCGGACGGAAGUAUUCAAGCAGCUGCUGCAGCCAUGGGUGUGGACUUCCGUGCGGCCAUGAUCCUUGCAGAGAUGGGUCGGGUUGCCCCGCAAUGCCGCGUUGCCCUCCGGACGUUCGACUCUCAGAUCUCGCCGCACAACCGUAUCAUCUUCGGCCGCUUCGACGACUGUGACCCGCCAGUGCAGACUGCUGUGGCAGAGACACCGAAGGACGCCGACCGCAGGAUUCCCAGCGGCUACGCCGGGGCCGAGGACCGCCUGCGGCGAGCAUACGAAAGAGCACACGACCACGCACGAGGGGCGGCGUCAUCCGGCUCCGCAGGCCUUUGGUCAACGGAGGAGGCUUUGGCUUCAGUUCGCCGCGGUGAUGACGAGCUGCACCGGAAGACAGACGCUGUGCACGAGCUACUGGCACCGUUGCGAGGCGCCGGCAAUCUGGCUGCUGCACUGGAGACCCUGGAGAUCCGGGAGUCGCCUCGUGAGCAUUUUCGAGCCAGGACCAUCGUCUCGGUGGGUGCCAGUCCUUCAGAGGGGUCAGACGGGGCGGGCCUUUUCAGGUACGUGCCGGAUGGUGACCGGAGCAUGACACUUGAGGCUAAUAUCAGCAAGGAGACGUUGCUUCCCCAGAUCUCUGCGGCACUGCCGGCCAUCGCGGAACUGCUGGGAAGCUCCGAGCUCGGCGAGAUGCUGCGCGGCCUGCGCUGCGUAAAGUUCCAUGGCACGCUUGGCGGAAGUCCUCCUCAGCUACUGGUUUGUUUCGUGUACGGCCCCGAAGCCGCCCCCCUGGAAGGAUGUCCACUGGACGAACUACGCGCAAGUUUGGCAGAGGCGCUCUCUGCUGUGGGACAGACCGCCGAGGUGGCCACGAUGGCCUCGGCAAAAGGCGCAUCACGUUGCUGCCCAGAAGGCCGCGACUUUGUUGACGAAGUGCUGGAGAUUCCUGGUCGAGGAGCUCUACGCUAUCGCCAGCCUUUCGGGCAGUUCUCAAAUCCUAACCCACACAUCGCAAUUGCCACGGCAGAGUGGCUUGCUGACAUUGUCCGAACCGAGCUUGGUGGUACGACGGACUUGCUGGAACUGUACUGUGGUGCCGGGAGCCAUACGCUGGUUCUCGCGCCCCUCUUCCGGCAUGUCUUGGCUGUGGAGAUCAACCGGCACUUGGUGACUGCCGCACAGCCCCUUGGUAAUGAUGCUCCGUUUCAACGAAGUAGCUAUGUCUUCGUUCUCGGAUUUGUUGAUUAUUCCAUUAAGCCCUCAGGCAUAACGUGGCAGCCAAUGGCCUGA
This is a messenger RNA of Symbiodinium natans, 1665 nucleotides long. NCBI's taxonomy places the organism in Eukaryota, Dinophyceae, Suessiales, Symbiodiniaceae. The record is from the annotation of a GenBank genome assembly.